This is a messenger RNA of Aspergillus lentulus, 2517 nucleotides long. RefSeq names its product putative differentiation regulator (Nrd1). NCBI's taxonomy places the organism in Eukaryota, Fungi, Ascomycota, Eurotiomycetes, Eurotiales, Aspergillaceae. Gene Ontology annotation, molecular function: mRNA binding. Gene Ontology annotation, cellular component: cytoplasmic stress granule. The record is from RefSeq and is a predicted model, not a curated record. Gene Ontology annotation, biological process: mRNA splicing, via spliceosome.
AUGCAAACCGCCGAUGCCUCGAGUAUCUCCAACCGCUUGAUGCAUUCCAAAUUCUCUUCCCUGAACGCGGACAAUACCGGGUUCUCCCACGGCGCGUACAAUUCCAAUAUCCCAGUACAGGGUUUCGCGGAUCGGAACGCUCGUCGUCCCAACAUCCCUCACAUCAAUACCUCUAAUCCGGCCUCGAACCUCUCGGACAGCAUGGCAAACUCCGGCACGGCAUUCGACAUGAACUUCACGCCUCUCCUCCCUUCCCAGCUUCUGCUUGGCAGUCCAUUCCAGCCUGGGACUCCCUCCGCCUUCGCUUCGCCGCAGUUCGCUAAUUUCGGUGGUUUCUCCCAAGCCAAUGCCUCUGCACAUGCACAGAAUCAUCAAACCCAGUUGGGAAGCCCAACACAGGCCACACCGAACGCCGGUUUGUAUUCGGGAAUGAUGUCAACCGACGGCUUGGGGAACUCUCACUUGUUGAACGGCCCGCAAUCUCCAAUUGGUGGUCUGGGAGGCCUUGGUAAUGCGGCAUUUGGAAGUCCCGCAGCGGCCGUAACCCCUGGCCUCCUCUCAGGCACGAGCCGGACCGUGUACCUGGGCAACAUUCCUGCAGAAACCUCCGCGGAGGAGAUUCUCAACCAUGUACGUAGUGGACAGAUUGAGUCGGUUCGCUUGCUUCCAGACAAGAACUGUGCCUUUAUCUCCUUCCUGGACAGCAACUCGGCGACCCACUUUCAUUCGGAUGCUAUCCUGAAGAAGCUGGCCAUCAAGGGCAACGACAUAAAGGUGGGAUGGGGCAAGCCGUCCCAGGUCCCAACCUCGGUCGCGCUGGCGGUUCAGCAAUCGGGUGCCUCGCGCAAUGUAUAUCUGGGCAACCUUCCCGAAGAGUUGACGGAAGAUGAGCUGCGCGAGGAACUCGGUAAAUUCGGGCCGAUUGACACCGUCAAGAUCGUGAGGGAAAAAGCAAUUGGGUUUGUACACUUUUUGUCGAUCAGCAACGCAAUCAAGGCCGUUUCCCAGUUACCCCAAGAAGCCAAAUGGCAGGCGCCGAGACGCGUCUUCUAUGGUAAGGAUCGCUGUGCGUACGUAUCCAAGACACAACAGCAAAAUGCGGCGCAAUUCUUGGGUAUCGCGCCCGGCUAUGCGCAUAUUCUGAACUCCGCAGACCGCGAUCUGAUCACCAACGCUCUCGCUCAGCAGUCCGUCGCUGCGGCUGCCGUGGCUACCUCAGCCGGAGGCGUCAACAAUUUGGGGAACCGGACCAUCUACUUAGGCAACAUCCACCCAGAAACCACCAUCGAGGAGAUUUGCAACGUGGUCCGGGGCGGACUGCUGCACCAUAUCCGAUACAUCCCCGACAAGCACAUCUGCUUCGUGACUUUCAUCGAUCCAACCUCUGCUGCCUCCUUCUACGCGCUAAGCAACCUACAGGGUCUGAUGAUCCACAACCGUCGUUUGAAGAUUGGCUGGGGCAAGCAUUCUGGUCCUCUACCUCCCGCCAUUGCACUGGCAGUGAGUGGCGGGGCUUCCCGCAAUGUUUAUGUCGGCAACCUCGACGAGACGUGGACAGAGGAACGCCUCCGCCAGGACUUUUCCGAGUACGGCGAGAUUGAGUUGGUGAACACGUUGCGGGAGAAGAGCUGCGCUUUUGUCAACUUUACCAACAUUGCCAAUGCGAUUAAAGCAAUUGAGGGGAUGCGCAACCGCGAGGAGUACAAGCGAUUCAAGAUCAACUUUGGCAAGGAUCGCUGCGGCAACCCCCCGCGUCAGACUGGCAAUGGUGGACAGCAUAGCCGGAACGGAGCUGGUCUCGAGGGAGCGCAGUCUCCGCCUCCUGUACUUAACGGCUUUCAACCAAAUCUGAGCCAAUCUGGCUCCCAGUCGAGUCCCACUCGCCAUGCUCUGUCACCUGCUCCCGGCUCGACUGGCUCUCAGAACGGACACCAGCAGAACCGUCACCCUCUGCAAACCGUGUCCUCGCCAUCCGGUAUCCUGAACGUGGGCGCCAACAACCCGCUGACUAUGUACCUGAACCAAAUGUCCGCUCAGCAACAGGCUCAGGAGCAGGAGAACCGACUGAAUGACCCGAUGGCUCUGGCCGCCCUUCAAUCGCAAUCGCAAUCCCAGGCCCAACAACAGUCGUACUACAACGCUACCAGCAGCAGCGACCUCACGAACGGAAGCAUCGAGGCCCCCAUGCACCAACACAAGCCCUCGAGUGGUUAUUUGAACGUGACCAAUGGCUCCUCAGGGCCAAGUCAUCACGCAACCGCCAGCACCAGCAGUUUGAGUGUGCCUCGUGCGCAGCAUUCUCGCACCGUGAGCUUACCCUCGUUUUCCCAGGAGCCCUUUGGCCCUGUCUCGAGCCAGCCCGGCCAUGGCCGCUCAGGUGUCGCUCACCAGCCCCAAGCAAGUUUCUCCAGCUUCUCCUCGGCCCUGGGAGGACUGAAUCACGCGGGAUUUGGGCUGGCUAUUCAAAACGAGUCUUCUCUGCCCGGCUGGGCUGAAGAGGAAAUCGGUGCAAAAUAA